This is a messenger RNA of Ilyonectria robusta, 1237 nucleotides long. RefSeq lists its product as uncharacterized. Lineage: Eukaryota; Fungi; Ascomycota; Sordariomycetes; Hypocreales; Nectriaceae. The transcript is spliced from 3 exons. Bases 1 to 1089 code for a protein of 362 amino acids. The record is from RefSeq and is a predicted model, not a curated record.
AUGGACGACCCCAACAAGCGGGCAGUCGUCAACGCCAACCGCCGCGUCGCCAACAUGACGUCGUCGCAGAUCGAGAGCAAGCGCUCCAUCGACCGCGCCAACCAGCGGUACUGCCGGGCGAAGCGAAAGACGCAGCUGGGCCAGCUGCAGAGCCAGGUCGAGGAGCUUACCAGGGAGCUGGAGGAUACGAGGAGACAGCUCCGGGAGUAUCGGGAGCGUGAGGAGACGUGGGACUUUGACUCCCUCUACCAACCCACCUCAGUAGACUUCGCCGGGAUCAAUGCCAACCUUCUCGACCCGACAUGGGACCUCCCAUCGACCUCCAGUCUGAACCACCGGAAUCUAUUUCAGGAGCACCCAUCGCCCGGACCGCCGUCAAGGCCGCUCCCAUGGACAGGCCAUUUCAUACUCGACUACGACUCGCCGUUUACAGCACUGCACGCUGCAGAGUGGAAGGCGAUCCCGCCUCUCACCGAUGCAACCACGCAGCUCGACCAAGUCAUCCUCACCACCACCCAGACGCUGCGCAGCCGAGGCUUCCGAGCCGCACAUAAAGAGUCUCCGUUCCCGAGCAUCUCGUCUCUGUUGAACCCAGCCGGUCAGGACAAAUCCGGCUCCUGCUCCAUUUCCACGGCCGCCGCGGCCCAAGUUGGCAGAUCACCGGUUGCCUCUCUCCUUGCCCGCGUGGGCUUCAUGUAUUUCCUCUCACACCUCCUGCGAUGGUACAUCUGCCGCACAAAGGAGAGCUACGACCAGCUGCCAAGCUGCAUCCGACCUACCCUCCUGCAAAGAACCGUUCCACACCCUGCAUGGAUCGACGUGAUCGUAUGGCCCGAAGUGCGCGACGCAAUAAUCCAGCACAUGGACUGGUCCCGCUUCUACGAGUUCCGCGCCGUCGUGUCCAAGUCUCUCUGCGUUGGAUGGCCUCACAUGGACACGCGGGCUGUGUUUGAGUCAGGCGAUGGCAAAAACUACAAGCUGAGCAGUGUCUUUGAGCAGCAUUUGAGGGACGGCAGUAAUUGGACGGUGGGUGCGGAUGCGGCAGAGGCUUUCCCAUUUCUGAAACCGGUUUGCAAGGAGUCUCCAUAGGCCAUGUGAUUCUUUGUGACGACGAUGUGCCAUCUUUAGUAACAGUUCUUUGAUAUACGAGCCGUGCUCAUGUUUGCAUUCCGCGCCAAGAAAGACCGUGACGCACUACUAAAUUUCAAAGAACGAUAUCAACUCAGGGCCCCUUUAC